AUGAAGCGUUAUUCCUCGACUCGACAGUUGACGACGACGAAAACUGAUACGACGACAACGACCCGACCAACGUACAACGUAAAAAACGAUCUCAAAGACAUCGAAGCGACGCGAAUCAUUCAAAAGCAUCGCAAGGGCAGCUCCGAACCGGAAGUUGUUCUACCAGCAAUCAAGCAAUCGAUCAACGCACGCAAAAUCGGUGAAGAAAGAAGAACCGGCAAAAUUACCGGUCGCGGCGGGUGCGCCAAAUAUUGCGGCAACGCACCUACAUCCGGCAACAUUUCGUUCUCCAGCUUCCGCCAAUCUUUCACCUCAAAUGUCAAUUACUUGAAACGAAGGUUCUCGUCGGGAGACCUCAGCUCGGAGCUAGAUGACGACGAUACCAGCUCCGGGCUGACCUCCGUCAGCCAGCAGGACGCAGUGCCGUCCUAUCAGGGCACCGCCUCCUCCGAGAGGCCCCUGCAGUCCCAACCGACACCCGCGCCACCUCCCAGCCAGCCUCCGGUCCCCGGAGCACCACCCUCGGGGGCACAGCAGCCGGCAGGAGGCGACCUGAGUCUCAAUUUGCGCCCCGGAUCGCGGACCACCAGCGCCCCUUCAUCCCCAGCUAAAACCAGGGAGAGUCUUUUGCAGAGGGUUCAGAGCCUGACAGGAGCUGCUCGUGACCAGGGUGCUUCGAUCUUGGGCGCCGCGGUUUCUGGAGCAACGCGCGGUCCUUCCUACAACAAGGAUCGCUGCUUCACUCUGCUAGUGGUGGACGACCAGAACACCGAUUGGAGUAAAUACUUCCGAGGACGUCGGCUCCAUGGAGACUACGAGAUCCGGGUUGAGCAAGCCGAGUUCCGAGAGCUUUCGCUCACCGCAAGCGAGGCGGGAACGAUCGUCUCCAUGGCGGUAUUUCGAAACGGCACAAAAGUGAUUCGAUCCUUCAAACCAGACUUCGUGCUGGUUCGUCAAAAUCUCCGCGACGCUGGCGAAGAUUACAAGAACUUGUUACUAGGAUUGAUGUACGGGGGUGUUCCGAGCGUCAACAACUUGACGGCCAUCUACAACUUCCAGGACAAACCGUGGGUCUUCGCGCACCUGCUUGGGCUGCAGCGCCAUUUGGGACGAGACAACUUCCCACUUAUCGAGCAAACCUAUUAUCCCAACCACCGCGAAAUGGUGACUGCCUCGAAGUAUCCAGUCGUGGUGAAGCUCGGACACGCGCACGGGGGAGUCGGAAAAGCUCGUGCAGAGACCAGCCAGGAAUUCGCAGAUCUUGCAUCACUCGCAGCCUUGUCGAACGCGUACGCAACGGCAGAGCCUUACAUCGACACGAAGUACGACGUCCACCUGCAGAAGAUCGGGAACAACUACAAAGCCUUUAUGCGCAAAAGCAUUAGCGGUAAUUGGAAGUCCAACACUGGAUCAGCGAUGCUGGAACAGCUGGCAGUCAUCGAUCGAUAUCGAGUAUGGGUGGAUCAAGUUUCUCAGCUGUUCGGAGGUUUGGAUAUUUGCGCCAUCGAGCUGGUCGUUGGCAAGGACGGACGCGAGUUCAUCAUUGAGGUAAAUGACAGCGCUUUGUCUCUGAUGGGCGACUCUCAGGAGGAAGAUCGACGCCAUAUCGCUGACCUCGUCACUUCAAAGAUGCAGGCUUGCUGUCGAUUGCCGAGCGCACUCACCAAGACCACAUCUCGAGGCUCGGUUUCCAGCACGAGCCAGGCGACAAGUCCCGUUGACGAACGACCGGCUCCGUUACCGCCAACCAUGGCUUCGCAUGGGAGUAUGAGCUCCAUGACGAGCAUGGGCAGCGUUGGAUCGAUGGGUUCGACAACAGCCCUUGCCGGCGACGUCACCACUUCUGACAGCCAUCAUCAACUUCAGCGUCGUGAUUCUCAAGCAUCGCAGUCGAGCACCGUGAGUAGCGCUCCAUCGGUUGGUCGUCGUCCAGAGGACCCACCUCUAUCUCGAGUACCGUUCCACCGUCAGGGUAGUCAAACGCAGGUACAAGGCGAGGAUACCGAGGACACGAUGAAGAAUCUACGGAAAACUUUUGCUGGAAUUUUCGGUGAUAUGUAAGGUAUUGUUACAGAUAUGCGACAACGACAGUGCGCAUUCGAUCAAGCAUCAUCAGGCGAUAAUAUUGUAAGAAGCGGAGGAGAAAGAAUUGAUGGGUUAGGGACGGGGGGGGGGGGGGGGGAUGCGAUUCGGAUGUACUCCCGGAUGUCAUGCCGUACCAAUUAUCAGGAAGAAGAGGGAAUGAAAUGAUGAUGAGUGGUGAAGUUUUUUUUCUUAUUUUUUAUUUUCAUUUUAAUUCUCCGCGUAAAUAUUGCCGGAAUUUUAUAAUAACGAAACAACGUUUUCGGUGACUUAUCCUGGUGUACUGCUUGAAGAUACGAGAGAUCAAAAAUAUGAAGUUGAAAAAAAAACCAAUACUAAUAAUAAUAAUAACGGUAACAAUAAUAUUGCUAAUAAUAAUGAUAAUAAUACAAGUAAUGAUAAUAACAUAAAUAAAAAUAAAGUAAAGAAUAUCUAAGGCAGAGGAAGAUGUUGUGGUAAACGUGCUUGGGGAAAUUGACGUAAUUUUAUCAUUUUAUGUUUUCGUUUUUCCGGCAAGAGAGAAAAUAAAAUAAGAAAUUGAAAAAAAGUAGGGAAAAAAUUUUAAUAUUGCCAAGGCAUUUAUAUCAUUUGCUGUUGCGAGCUUGUUGUAAUCGUUAUAAGUAUAGUUGCGUGAAAAAUCAUGGCCUAUAAAUGGGUCAUUCCAUGUAAAUUCAACGACGUUGCGACGGUGACCCUCUUAGAUUUUUAUGAUUUUUUAAUAUGUUCUUAUAUAUAUAGAAAGAAGUCCUCAGCUAAAUUUUUAGCUCUCUAUCUCUUCCCAUUCCGGAGUUGUCGAUUUUUGAAGAACUUAACGAAAAAAAUUCAUGUUUCUGACAACAAUUGAAAUAACCUAAUUCAAUACAAAAAUUUUUAAGUAUUUUUUGUUGCUCUUUCUGAAAAAACAUACAAAAAUUCAAAAAAAAUUUUCUUCAUGCUUUUUUGGCCAUUUUUAAUCGAAAAAUUGGAUUUUCGUUCAGUGGGACACUUUUGAUUUUAUUCAAAAAAAUUUACCAAAUUCUACGUUAAAAAACAAAAUUUUUGAGUCAUAAUAGAAGAUGGGGUUUCAAUAACUUCUAGUGAAAAUAAUUUAAAAAGCUACGCUCUGAGAAGGAAAUUAAAUCAAAAUCACCGAAAAAAAAUUUGUCUUUAAAUUAUUUUCACUAGAAGUUAUUGAAAGCCCAUCUUCUAUUAUGGCUCAAAACUUUUGUUUUUUAACGUAGAAUUUGGUAAAAUUUUUUGGAUAAAAUUCAAAGUGUCCCAUUGAACGAAAAUCCAAUUUUUUGAUUAAAAAUGGCCAAAACAGCAUGAAGAAAAUUUUUUUUUCAAUUUUUGUCUUUUUUUCAGAAAGAGCAACAAAAAAUACUUAAAAAUGUUUAUAUUGAAUUAGGUUAUUUCAAUUGUUGUCAGAAUAUUAAUUUUUUUCGUUAAUUUCUCCAAAAAUCGACAACUCCGGAAUGGGGAGAGAUAAAGAGCUAAAAAUUUAGCUGAGGACUUCUUUCUACAUGUAUAAAAACAUAUUAAAAAAUCAUAAAAAUCUAAGACGGUCACCGUCGAAACGUCGUUGAAUUAACAUGAAAUGACCCAAAUACAUACAUACGCAUAUUAUAGUGCUGUCGGAAAUUGUAAAUUUGCAAACUACUCCGAAGUGGAUCGAUAUAAAAUGAAUAGGAUGUAUGGGACGAGUAUGAUGGAACGUAAAGCAGAAAAAAACACGCGACCAAAAUGGUUACCUGUCGCUCGUCGCGAUAUUUGGUGGUAUUAAUAGUGUUGUGAUUUUAGUAUUUUUUCGGAAAUUUUGUCUGAAUUCAGUAGAUAUUUCAUUUUGACUGACACUUGAUUCUACAAUAAAUUCUACUAAAACUUAUUUAUUCACUUGCAUCAAGAAAAUGACUUAUUGGUGACAAAAAUUCAUACAUAUAUAUGCAAUAUAUACAUACAUACAUUAUAUACCAUAUUUUGACGACAUCGCUGAGUGAAUAAUCAAAUGAUCAGUUAUUGGUAUUUUUCCUUUGCCCUGCUAACUUGCACGCAACCGAUUUCUCAAGUCCAUUUGACGCAAUCUGCUACGUAAAUAUUUGAUAUUCUGUUCCGCUGUGGUGACCAGUUUUCGUUGAGGAAGAAUACUUUUCCUACCUAUCGGAAUUUUUAUAAAUAUGUUAUUGUAUUGCGAUGGAUUGUACAUGAUUUACUCGAUCAUUACGUAGACGUCAGGAGAAUGCUUCUUCUUUCAUACUCGUCAUUCCAAUGUGCAGAGUUUCAGAAAAGUAACUACGAACAGGAAUUAUAUAGCCGAGAGAUUGCAGUGUAAUGUUGAUAUUGCGAUGAUAUAUUGAAAGAAGCGCGAAAGAAAUGAGGAAACAAAGGUAGAUAUACAUAUUUAAAUAAGUAGGAAGGAAUUUUGAAUGAGGUCGAAAUUGAUCGAAGUAUUAUUAUUGCGGUAUGAAACGUAGUGAAAAUUGCGGUUGUUGCGGGUAGUGUUAUUGAAAAAUAACGGUUUGAAGCAAGUCGAACGGAAUAUUGAUAUUAUUGAUGAAAAUAAUAUCGCUGGCUGCUCUAGAGAUGGGAGCCCGUACUUUAAACGCACAAAUAGUUUUAAGAAUUACUACGGAGUGAGGAAAAAGUUUAAAAAUCACUGUCAGCAAAGAAUACCCAACGAGAGAGCUAAAAAAAAAGAAGAAAAAAACUUAUUAAUUAAGGUCUGUUAUUAAUUACGUAGUAAGCUAUAAUAAUGUAGGUACUAAGAUCCAGUCCUGAUUACGGCGGAACUAACAUCUAUAAAUUUUAACGAAUUUAAUAAUCGAGACGUUGAGUAAGAAAGGGCGAGGAUGAAGGGAGGGCGCAAUUAAAAUCGUAAAAUGAUAUUAAAUUUUUAACACUAGUUUUUAUGAUAUGAAACUGUUUCCAUUAGUACUAAAGUCAGAAUAACACUUUUCCAACACCUUUUCAAGGGUCGUCGAAAAUGCUGCACAGGACGACUCAAUUGGCUUUGAUACUAACCGGAACAUUCAUGUCAAAAAAGCUCUGAAGCUUAAUUAAGAAUUUGUAUAACUACGGUAAUGGCAUGUCGAUAUAAAGAGUGGAAAUCGAUUGAGAAUGGAAAGGAGUCCUAAAACACACAAAAAAUCGACUUCAUUUUUAGUGGUAGGAGUUCUCUGUACCGGCUGCAAUCUUAGCUGUUGAGAACUUUAACAUCUGACUCGGAGAACGGAGGCAUGAACAGUGUCAAAGAUGAGGAGGAAAAUGAUUGGCAUUUGAGGAGAAUCGUCGAUUGGGCAAGGUAUCUAGAAGGAAAAAGAAACUCGGAUGGUUUGCAAAUUUACAAAAAUCAUUGCGUUCGUCAAAUUGCCAUUUGGAGAUAUGUAAUAAGCUAGUUUAAGGGUUCUGAGAUCGGUAGUUGAUGGACACGGUUUGUGUAACGACAAGGUAUCGAUAAGCCUGCCUCUGAUCUUGGCUCAAAGAAAUCGGUCGUGCUUCAAAAUCCGAAUGUCACGGUUAACACGCGUUUGAAUUAUUCAUUGCAUCCACAUAUUCAAGAUGUCACGUCUAGUCGAGUAACGAGCACAAUCAGUGAAACCGUUCACGGGACGAAAUUGCGAUAUUCUGACACGCCAUACAUACGCAGGUACUUUCGUUGAAAAUUUGUUCCUGAUGUCAACCGGUCCUUCCGUAUACCAAAAGAUGUUCAUUUGCCAACCUUGACAACAUAAAUAUACAAUACGACAAAGUCAAUCUCGUCAAUUCAAUCACGUAAUACCGAAUCAAUUCUAACGAGUUGAGUCAGAGCUGACAAUAUAUGCAACGAAGAUACCGGUCGCUGUUCAGCUUAUUCCCUGCUCCUGCAUGCGAGUGAAGAAUAUUGGAUGUAGCAGAAUAUCCAUUCGGCACACAGCUACGAAGCUCGGAAGCGAGACUUAAGUUGUACGAUUUCCCCGCAAACAGUCCAUUUUUUAACUUCAAUUAAUGAAUUCGCAAGUAAAGUCGUAUGACCGCGUUUUUUAAUGAAGAUUCGGGUACGAAGCUAUUAUUUAUCGCACACUUUUUUCCCGCCCUUGACAGUAAUAGGCGAGUCAACCGAAGUUAAAAGUCAGCCCAGUAAGCAAUCCGUUGAUCCAAAGAAGUACAAAGUUCACGAGGUGCCUUCGAAGAUCAGUUGAUAGUCGCUCCGGGCUUAGGCGAAGCUGUGCAACGCUCCGUAUUUACGCCGGUAUGAUUUCUUUGGCCCAAGAAGCUUAAGGCGCAAAUUGACAAGCUCGAGGAGUAGUGGCAUCGAAAAACGUACAGGGAUCGUCGCGAUCGUUGAAUGAGGAAAGCACAUGUCGAACGAAGUGAUGAACGAUCAAGCGUAGGUACGAUUAUAAUUGUUAAGGAAUAUCUCAGGGGGUGCCCCCGGGCACUAGGUGGUAAGAUAGGAAAUAGAAGAGACCGGUUUCUGCAAGUAAUAGAUGGUUUCAUGGGCCAAAUUGCUAAUACUAUAGUUAAAAGAAUAAAAAUACCAUGUAAACGAUCGUACUACGAUAAUAUGACCGGACGGAAUAUUUCGGACCAUGGACUUGGACUUGGAGACUGACGUCGACGCUAAUUUCAACGUCUGAUUCAAGAGGCGAUCGUGAACCGCAAUCGAAGCGCGGCACUUUGUCGCCGGAGAUGAUCCUGUUCUGACCGAUACAAGGCACCUUGAUCCAACCUUGAUCAGUGGCGACGUCAGGCGUGACGCCCUUCGAAAGGCAAGUGUAAUCGGCUUCGUCAUAGCGGGGCAAAAAUAUUUCACAAACUGAGAAAAGUAGAACAGUUUAGCAAUAGCCGAGUGACGAGGCGGCAGCCUGAGAUCGUUGACGAAUUUAAAUAACAGCAUCGGUUCAAUCCUGCUGCCAUUUUUCUCGCCAUGGGUGUACGCUGAUAUCGCAUGACGUACGACGUAUUUCACUUGCGUGAAGGAAAACGGCUGACGUUGAGCCAGUAUCGAGAGGUUUGGAUCAUGCUCGGUACAAAAUUACCGCGCUAAACGCGACGAAUCGAUAUUGACGAAAACAAAAUUGUGACACAUCUGGUAUAUGUAUGUAGCUUAUACGCUUCGUACAGACUUGUUGAAUAUUUGUUACUUCCAAGCUUUUUUAAUUUCAUCUUUUCUCGGUUCGAUUUUCUUUUUCUCCUUACCGCUUUCUUUCAUGUGUCCGUGUGUUGUUGUGAACCACAAUUAUAUUGUUGUUUGGUAUAGUUUCUUUUUUCAGUACUGAAUAGUAUGUCUAAUCAUAAUAAUGUAUAUGCAUAAUGUGUUCACCCCCAACUAAUAAUGUGGUGUAGCCCCCAAUAUAGCAAUAUCGUUAGUUUCAUUACUAUGCAUAUACUUAUAUAUAAGGUGAAAUACUGAGAAUAAGCACUCGCCGCCUCUAUACUUUUUUUUUGUGGCGUUGUUGUGCAAUUACUAAUUACUUUCAUCAUUCCGUGAUGAGAAUUAUUCAUUUUUCGAAACGGCGUCCCGGCAGCGCCAAGAGGAAAAACACGUCCUUAACUACAUGUAACACGUAUUCAUUUGUCAAUAAUACCGCGUCAUCGAAAUAGCCGCAAACUCAAUUUUGAUCAAAACCAAUCGUCAAUAUAUAAGACAGUGGGAAAAUUUUAAGAAAAAAUCAAAAAAAAGAAAAAAAAAAAAAACAAUACUAAAAUAAAUAUACUGACAGGAACUCGGGAAUAUUUUAUGCAUGCUCCGUAGCUUAUUAUCCCAUGCAUACUUGUACAACGUAUCCAUAUCGUUGUUGUGGAUUUUUGCAACAUUAUGAUCUUUUGUCGUUAUUUAUGCGCUGGCCGGAUUUUUCGGUUACUCUGUCAUCUCUUCGUGCUCACUGCAAUCUCGAUUCCCUUUUCCGAUCGCAAAGUUAAAAAUAAGUGAAAUAAGUCCUGGGACAUAGAGCUGGCUUGGAGUAUACUUGACAAAAAGGAAAAAAGAUAUUAAAAAGAUACGAGAAGUUCGGUGGGACUCUAUCGCCACUGAUUUUUAAUUGGGGGGACGGGGGGUAUGGCGAAGAUUUUUGCAGCGAGCGCGAGAGACUGACGCCAAGUACGUAAAUCCGGGCAGUAGUCCCGUGUAAUACUCUCUGUACGUGUCUCUUGUCUAACCACUAAAUACUUUAGUAAAAAUAAUUCGUGAAUAAAGAAUUGAAGAGAGAAAAAAAACUUGAAAAAAAAAAUGUAAGAGAAAAAAAAAAAAAAUAGUAAUCGUAGGCGCAUAGGCGCGGAUCGUGCCGAAUACCGUACGUUCGUUCCUUGAUUUCAACGCGUGCUAGCCACAUAUAAUAUCCACAUACCGAUAACUCAUGAAAAAAAAAAAAAAAGAAAGAAAACUGCUAAAAUCAGUAUGAUAAUAUACGUUACACGUAUAAUGUUAUCAACGAUAUGUAUCAAUGUUAUAAUUAUUACAUCCCAUAUUCUGCAUAACUGAAAUCUUAUAUAUAAUGUUAUAAUAUAUAGGAAAUUGUCGCAGAGUAAAAUAGCGCCGAAGAGAUAUUUGCAAACGCUCGAAUAAAUAGAAAAUAAAUAAACGCAGUUUCGAAAGCGCGUAUGCGAUGUAAAUUCUAAUAUAUCCGUUACAUAACUACAUAGAUGUAAUUGUACAUGAUCUAUAGAUCCAAUGAAGAGUAUAGCUGAUCGUACAGUUUGCCGAAGACAAGAAGUAACUCAACGAAAGGGAAGAUGUAAAAAAAAAAAAAAAAAUUAAGGAUAAAAUGCGAAGGUUUUAAUCUUAUGAGUUAUCACAAAACAAUUGAUUCCAAAAUUAUCAUACGCUAAACGCUCUAGCCACUGUAAUAACAUACCUAUAAUACAGACUCCACAGUUCUUUUUGGGCGAAUGUCGUAGCUAGUAAGUGUGCAUUACAAUUUAAGUAUUGCGUAAGCAGUAUAAAGUAUAUGUCCACACCUAAAAAUAUUAUUACAUAAUUGUAUAACACGUUUAUUGUAAUCUCCUAAUUAACGAUAAUAAUAUGUCAUAAAUAGUCACGGAAAAGUGAGGCAAGAAUUGAGAAUUACGGGAAAAGAACAACGGGAUGAGCAUCGAAAAUCGAACGAGGAAUGCAUGUUUGAUUUCUCCGGGCAUUUCCCGGGAGAUCAAAGAUCGGCCGACGUCGAGCGUCGCGGGGCGUCCCGGGAUCGCGACACCAGCCAUCCCAUCAAGGGACGCACCCCGCGACGCGGGACGCCCGAGAAGUUGAAGCGUAUAAAAGUCGUCGUAAUUUAGGUUUAUGACAAUAUAGCGUGUUUAUUAAUGAUCGAGUUAAGUCAGACGUUGUGACGCUAUUCGGCUAACUAAAAUAACACAUAAAACGCAAAUAUAUGAGCAAGAUAUAUGUGUACAUGUAUUAUAUAUACGAGAGAAGAACACGGGCAUGAUAAUAAUUCGAUCUGACCGGAUAUAACGAUCGUGGACGAUUCUUGAUGCGUAAAACAUCCUGAACAUCGUGCGUAACUCCAGCGUAUCAAGGCUUCGUCCAACGAUCGGCAAAACGGCCUAUUUCUACGUGUGUAAUCGGUGAUGCAAAGGGUGACGACAAACCGGUAUAUCAGGCCCCAAACAGAGGCCCGGUACCUGCACCCCGCCGAUCGGCGUCGCCUCUACAUGCCCAAAAUGUUACCAUUUCAGUAUAUAUGAUGAUAAGCGUUGAGCCAACUAUUUGGUAAGUGUCAGAUAAUUAUGAACUAGGUGUUUGAAGUUAAAAAAAAAUAUAUAUAUAUAUAUAUAUAAUUUAAAGCUACCAGUAGGUAUACAUGUAUAAGUUCCGCGUACGUAAAAAUUAAGGGUUAGGGGAUUAGGCGUAUAUGAUACAUAGGGUUGAAGCUAUAGCGAGGUAAGGGAGGAAUAAGGAGAAUUAACGAUUAGGGAAUAAUUAGCCGAUUCGUAAAUGAAUGAUGAAAAAGAAAAAAACUAAAAUCAAUGAAUUAUAAUAAUAUGGAUAUAGUAAUAAUUAACUAAUAGUAGCAAUUGAGGUGACAACGAACCCACGACGCGGGUUCGAGAGGUAACCUGGAGCCCGGGUCGCGGUCGUGCUUAGGUUAGUCUGCACAAACAAUGCGAUUGUUUAUCUCUAUUAUAUAAAGGAAUUAAUAAAUGAAUAUAAGAAUGGAUGAAUAUAUACAUAUAAUAUAUGAAUAAAUCUAUAUAUGUAUGUAUCCAUACAUUGAUAUAAAUGUAAGUAUAACCACACACAAAAAUCAAGAUAAGAAAAAAAAAAUUAAAAAUAACAAAAAAAAAAAAAAAAAAACAACCAACAGCAAAGAAAGAUUAAAUCAUACAUAAAAUGCGAGUUCUAUCUGUCAUCGUUAUUAUUAAGGAUUAUCGGAGUUUGGAAAGACUCUAAAAUUAGAACUGUAAGAGAAAUACGUAUAAUACAUAUACAUAUAUAUAUAUAUUAUUACUAUUGUAUAACACAAACACACCAAUUAUAGCAGGAGAAGCGAAAACCGAACGAGGUCGAUUUUAUAAUAUCUAGAAACAAAGAAGUUUAAAAGCUGCACAACACCUGCUUCCAGACAGAAUUUCUCCUCAGGUGCGCGGUUUCGCGGCAACAACGUAACUUCGCCUCAUUUCCGCAGUUCGAUCGGAGCUCCCGAACGGCGAUUUGAACGGGGUUCCCACUGGCCCGGGAACAGGGACGUCUGCAUUCCCUGUUCCGGAAACGUUCCGGCAGCCGCCGACGAGCGUUUGGCCGACUUAGAGCGCUCAGAACCCUCGCGAGAUCGUCCCGAUCGCUGCGGGGAUGAAUUUUCGUCUCCGGAAAGUAUCGGCCCAAGAAAUCGGCGCUGCCGUUCCUCGAGGAUGGCGCAAUGUGCUCGAGUCGUUGCGAAUGUUACCGGUAAUCAGGAUCCGCAGAGUUUUUCACCGCCGUUGCCGCGGUCGGAAACGCGCCCGAGUUUCAGGCGGUCCGCGGCGAUGGCGGCCGGACCGCGUUGCGGAAUUCAGCUGGGAACGCGACGUUGAAGCGCCGCAUGCGGUGCACUUCGGCCUGCAGUCAGAGCCGCGGGAUUAACGGCGUCGUUUUUUGGGUCCGAGCUGUUCUGGUAACGAAAGGCUGACGCGCGCUUGAACAGGAGGCGAUCUUACCUAAACCUCGAUUGUAAUUGAUUAAAGUGUCGAAGACUAUUAGGGACAGCGAUUAAUUCGAGCUAUGUCAUGUUUGGUAAUCGGUUGUUGAUUAUAUUAUAUAUACGAUCGCCAUAAUUGAUUACAAAACAUUUCAAAUGUUUCCUAGUCAUUGUGGUAGUUAUUAUAUAUGUAUAAGACUCUGUAUACCCCGUAGGUGUGACAAGUUUAAUCGAUGCAUACAUGUACGUAUAUAGGUAUAUAAUAAAUAAUGUUGUUGACAAUGUAUAUGCACAUAUAUGCGUAACAUUACACACCCACACCCACACACACACACACACACACACACACAUAUAUAUAUAUAGGUAGCCGGAAGGUUUUACGAUAUUUAAUGAUAAAUAUGAUAAUUAUUAUUAUGCAUUACUUCGGUAAUUUUACUAUAAUAUAUUAUUAUUAUUAAUUAUGUAUUAUAUAUAUAUAUAUAAUAUAUAGUAUAUAAUGUAGCAAUUCUCUCUGUACCCUUAAAAUACUCUGAUCUAUUUGUUGCGAGUGGACGCAAGUGCAACAAAUGUGUCGUGCGUGAAGAUUUAAAAGAAAAAGAAAACAAGUUGACAAAAAAAAUUGAUAAAACUCAUUAAAAUAACUAAAAAAAAAAAAUAUUAAUAAACGAUAAAAUGAAGAAACUUGAACAACGCAAAGACGUUACCUGGGAUUACCUGUCAAAAACUACUGGAACAAUGAUGAAAAAAAUCCUUGAACCCUCGUUAGAGAUAGGGCACGGUGUACCCAGAGUGCCCACUAGAAAAUCUGUUAAAUUAUGGUUAACUUAUUGUAUUGCAUUAAAUUAAUCUGUAAUAAUAAAUAUACGAGUAAGUA
Neodiprion virginianus is the source of this 12027-nucleotide messenger RNA. RefSeq names its product synapsin (gene Syn). Gene Ontology annotation, cellular component: synaptic vesicle membrane; synaptic vesicle. Gene Ontology annotation, molecular function: metal ion binding; ATP binding. NCBI's taxonomy places the organism in Eukaryota, Metazoa, Arthropoda, Insecta, Hymenoptera, Diprionidae. The record is from RefSeq and is a predicted model, not a curated record. Gene Ontology annotation, biological process: neurotransmitter secretion. The coding region runs from base 1 to 2061 and encodes 686 amino acids. The transcript is spliced from 11 exons.